AUGGCCGACUCUGGAAACAAAGCGCCCAUGAACCCCAUUCCUGAAGUGCCUGCUCUCUCACCACCCAAUUUGGUCCCCUCUAGCGAUUCGACCAUAGAGAUCAAGGAGGAAAUCCCCGAGUGUGGUAGUAUGAGUAUCAGUGAGUCAGAGGUUAGCUACGUGGGACGUGAUCACUGGGCGAUUCUUCUUGAUGGAAUUGCAGAUCUCAAGGUUCAUCUUGACCAUGAGGAGCAGCUUCGACUUUCGAAUACCCCGCCAAGCCAUGGCAGUGAUGAACAUGGGAGUCCCGCUGCACAACCCAAAUCUGGAUAUGCCAUCCUUCUAUAUGGAGAUCGUCGACAUGUUUCUCGGGAGGAAAUUCUCUCAAAGUUACCCCCCAAGGCGUAUGAGACUUUCUGGCGAGAUCAGUCAACAGUGCCCAUCAUGUGGAUAGGCCUCUUGUUUAGCAUGAUCUGCCUUGGAUGCCUGGUAUCCGGUAAAACGCCCGAGCAGAAGGCAGAAAACUUCUCACGCCAGAUCGAGGUUUAUCGGGAAAAGAUCGUUCAGUGUUUGAUACUGGGGGAAUAUACAAGAUCCGGGCCUUACGUUUUGGAAACAGUAAUUAACUACACAUACGCCGAGUUCUACAUUCGACCCGAUUUCGACAAGGAUAUUUGGUUUCUUUUGGCACUGGAGGUCAACUUGGCCAUGCGAAUGGGGUGUCACCGUGACCCCAGCCACUUCCCUGGAAUUUCGCCAUAUCAGGGGGAAAUGCGUCGCCGAUUAUGGGUGUUAAUACUGAUGGCUGACAUAACCGUCUCAAGCCAAAUGGGCAUGCCACGAAUGAUUUCUGACGCUAAAUGGGAUACCAUGGAACCACGGAAUCUGAACGAUACAGAUUUCAACGAGACUACAACCGAGUUACCUCCAUCCCGGCCGCUCACCGAGCGCACCAGUGCACUUGGAAUCAUCGCGAUGAGACGUGCUAUGACCGCACUGGGGGCUGCCGUCGAGCUGACUGACGGAGUAAAACCUUGCAGCUAUGCAGAUGUGAUGCGCGUCGACGCGGCCCUCCAACAGGCGGUAGCCAGUAUCCCCCCGCCGCUGAGGCCACAACCCAUGGCAGCUAGCUUAACCGACUCUCCACAGAUGAUCAUGUCUCGGUUGUUCAUAUCCAAUAAGAUCUAUCAGGGACAGAUUGCGCUGCAUCGCCGUUUUCUCCACAAAAGGUUUAGUGAUGAGGACGAGAACCAAGCCGCAUACUCGCACAAAACCUGUUUUGAGGCUUGUCUCGGGACCCUGGAUAUUCAACGUGUAGUUGAUGAAGAGACCUGCUCCGGGGGUCAACUCUCUACCAUGCAGUUGAGAGCAAACGCGCUAAUGCAUCAUCAAUUUCUCACCUCAACGGUGAUUCUAUGCACAUUGCUUCAUCAUGCACAUCCCGUGUUGCGGGGCUCUGAUAUUCGGGAAACACUCCAGAGAUGCCAAAGCAUUUGGAUGAAAAGGAGCGAGACCUCGACAGAUGCAAAGAAGGCGGCCGAAACCAUCAACUUCGUCCUUACCAGGACACCACCUGAUAGUCAAAAUUAUGGGACUCCAUCCAGUCAAUAUGUGAAAGAACCCGGUGACGGUAAUUCUAAGGCCAACUACGCUCAUAUGAGUAAUGAAGAGAGUCCCGUGUCUGAACUGGACGUGGAAAUGAUGUUGCCAGCCAAUCUUGGUUUAUUCAAUCCUGAGAAUUUUGUUAUGCCUAAUCCUUUUGACAAUUUCCCUACACAAGGCCCCCCCAGUGCAGGGCCCACCGACACAGGACUUUCAGCAAUUCCGAAAUUUCAGCGCCGACCCCAAUAUCAUGGACAGGCGAAAUUAUGA
Penicillium manginii is the source of this 1851-nucleotide messenger RNA. RefSeq names its product putative transcription factor. The transcript has 3 exons. Lineage: Eukaryota; Fungi; Ascomycota; Eurotiomycetes; Eurotiales; Aspergillaceae. Gene Ontology annotation, molecular function: DNA binding; zinc ion binding. Bases 1 to 1851 code for a protein of 616 amino acids. Gene Ontology annotation, biological process: DNA-templated transcription. Gene Ontology annotation, cellular component: nucleus. The record is from RefSeq and is a predicted model, not a curated record.